CGGGCAACACCGGGGUAGAUAUAGCAUAAUACUUCACCUGAUAUUCUUUGAUAUAAGCCUACAUUUUCACAUCGAGCAAGGAUUAGUGGAGCCAUAGAAUUCAGAAAAUCAUGACACAGGAUGGAGAAGUAAAGAACGAUCCAGCAGCAAGAGGCAGCAAAAUGAAUGUCGGAAGAACCUCGAAAGGUAUUCUGUAUCGUGUGGAGAAUGGAAUAGCGACCAUCACACUCAACAGACCAAAGAAGAAAAAUGCUUUCACACCACAGAUGUACCUUGAUCUACAAGGUGCUCUCAUUGCAGCAGGGCAAGAUGAUAAUGUAGUCAUUGCCGUAAUCACAGGUGUUGGGGACUAUUACUGUAGUGGGAAUGAUCUUGGGAAUUUCACGACAGUUGACAUCACUAAUUUGGAAGAGGCGUCAAAACAACAGAGCCUUCUAUUAGAGAGAUUUGUAAAUGCCUUCAUCGAUUUCCCGAAGCCUCUGAUUGCAGCAGUUAACGGGCCUGCCAUUGGUAUUGCUGUAACUACAUUGGCGCUGAUGGAUGUUGUCUUCGCCUCUGACAGAGCAAAAUUUCACACCCCUUUCGCUGCUCUUGGUCAGAGUCCAGAAGGAUGCUCUUCCUAUACUUUCCCCAAGAUUAUGGGAGCAGCGAAGGCGAAUGAGAUACUGUUAUUUGGUAAGAAGCUGACCGCCCAGGAGGCGUUUGACCGUGGUCUGGUCACAGAGGUCAUUCCUGAUGCUCAGUUCAGAGAGACAGUGGACAAGAAGGUCAAGGAAUAUGCUCAACUUCCUAGAAACUCUAUGCGACUUUCCAAGAAUCUGAUUUGGGAGACCGAGAAAGAGCGCCUGUACAAGGUGAACCGAGCCGAGUGUGAUCUCAUUACAGAGAGAUGGACAUCAGACGAGUUUGCCCAGGCCAUCAUGAACUUCUUCUCAAAAUCAAAGCUUUAAUGAACUCAUCCAAAAUUAUGAAUUACACCCCGGAAAUAUCAUGAAUCAUUAUCUAAGACAUCCUUGUUACCCAUGAUUUGGAAAUUUAUCAAUGCAAUUUAAAACAUUGCAUGUCUGUUUAAAAUGUGUUCGUUUUAUUGUAAUUGUUAUUUUGAUUCUAGUAAAGCAUAGUCUGUUUAGUCUAAGUACGGAUAUUCCAGAGAAUGGUCCCUAUAAAUCUGGUACUGAAUUGACUUGAACAUAUUAAGUUGUUUCGAUAAUUCUGCUUAUUAGCCAUUCCUUACUUGCUUUCCACUCACUCUUUGAAGUAACACACGUCACUAUAACGUCUUGUGUUUGUUCUAUUUUUGUUUUUUCUUGAAUUUUUAAAACCACAAUGGACUAUUAACCCCGAUUAUUAGUUAUUGACCGUGUUGUGUGUAUAAUUGUACUUUUUGCAAUAUUGUAUUCUACGUACUUUUAAGUUUGCUCGUAACUGUGAACACUUCAGCCAUUGAUUGCUAAUCACGAUUUGUAUUAUGACAUGAAUUAAAAAAAUAAAAAUUAAA
This is a messenger RNA of Strongylocentrotus purpuratus (purple sea urchin), 1498 nucleotides long. Its product is annotated as enoyl-CoA delta isomerase 2, mitochondrial. The transcript is spliced from 8 exons. NCBI's taxonomy places the organism in Eukaryota, Metazoa, Echinodermata, Echinoidea, Camarodonta, Strongylocentrotidae. The record is from RefSeq and is a predicted model, not a curated record. The coding region runs from base 111 to 950 and encodes 279 amino acids.